Messenger RNA from Piliocolobus tephrosceles (Ugandan red Colobus), 1387 nucleotides. Its product is annotated as histone H2B type F-M. Lineage: Eukaryota; Metazoa; Chordata; Mammalia; Primates; Cercopithecidae. Gene Ontology annotation, molecular function: DNA binding; protein heterodimerization activity; structural constituent of chromatin. The transcript has 3 exons. Gene Ontology annotation, cellular component: nucleosome. The record is from RefSeq and is a predicted model, not a curated record. The coding region runs from base 53 to 514 and encodes 153 amino acids.
AAGUGCCCGGCUUCCCUGGUCCACAACCGUCACAGUCUGGUCUUCCCGUCUAAUGGCCGCUGCCUCCGCCAUGGCUGAGGCUUCCUCUAAGACGACCUCUGAGGAAGACCAGAGCAUCCAAGAGCCCAAAGAGGCCAACUCCACGACCGCCCAGAAGAAGAGGCGAGGGCUCCGAGGUUCCCGCAGGCGCCAUGCCAACCGCCGCAGGGACAACUUCGGGGACAGCUUUGCCGCCUAUUUCCCUCAGGUGCUGAAGCAGGUUCACGAGGGCCUCAGCCUUUCCCCUGAGUCCGUGAGUGUCAUGGAUUCUAUGGUCCAUGACAUAUUGGACCGCAUUGCCACCGAGGCUGGUCGCCUGGCCCGCUACGCCAAUCGUGUGACCAUCACCUCCCGGGACAUCCAGGUGGCCGUGCGCCUACUGCUGCCGGGGAAGAUGGGCAGGCUCGCUGAGGCCCAGGGCACGAAUGCCACCCUCAGAACUUCAUUAUGUGCGAUAUGGCAACAGAGAAAGUGAAUAUGCUGAUAUAAGAAGAGAGAAACCUUCCUUACGUCCAGGUAUGUGUCAGUAGGAUUACUGAGUGUCCACGGAAACAGCUCAUGCCUUAGUGUACAGUGGUGCAGCCAAUGAGUGACCUGCAGUCUAUGAGCAACGGUCAUUGUCCCCAAUGUUGGGGGGAGUGACCCAAGCUCAACCCACAGCAGCCUUCCUGCGGUAUUCAACCUGGUGUUUAAAGGAACGGCAGUGUGAUUCUUUACCUGAUGUUUUUGUUUGCAGUGUUUGUAAUCAUGGUCUUUUAGGGCUAUGAAUCCAAAGCCAAGAUUAAUCUAUGUUCCUUGUCCCUAACAUCAAGUCAUACAGAGCAUUGGCAGCCAUUAGCAGAAGUCAGAUAGUGCUUAUUUCCUCAAGAGAUUGGCAUAUUAAUAUUCUUGUUAAUAUUAACAUAGACUACCAUUCAUUGUGCUCUCUUCUGGGUCCCAAGUCUUGGUAUUUUUAGCAGUUUUUUCUAUAAGUGUGUUGCUGAAUUUCAGAGCAGGUGCUGACUUUCCCAUUGCUUUCCUUUUCAAUUGAUUUCCAGUCCCCGAGGAUGUGGACAAGAGAACAUACUCUGGGACUGCAACCCACAGGAAUUUAUGAUGUUGUGCCUUGAAACUAAAUCUAUGGCCAUUUUUGUUAAAUGUUUCCUGUGAACUUUGAAACAUCUCAUAAACACCCCUUCUCCUUCAUAUGUAAAAACCAGUAAAGGAUGGCACUCUCAGUCAAACCAUGAAACAAAAGCUGGAUAAAUGCCAAAAACCAAAAUUUUCUUGAACCCAUCCGAAGUGGGAAACAACCACCCCAGAGGGCCCAACACAUAGCCACAUAGAUUAUUCCACCAUUUAAAGAGGA